CAUUGACUGCCUUAGUAGUGUAACUUCUAUUCAAACGUCUUUUGUAUUCUAUUAUGAUUGCCGUGUUCAUACUCGAGACAAUUCUUAAUCAAUCGUAAUAGUUGAGAAACUUCAAAGACAACUGAUAAUUACUGUAGUAAUAUAAACUGCACCAUUGUUAUGGAUGAUCACAGAUACUCUGCUGAGGAACAUGUUUUCUUCAGUAUCCUGUUAAUUUUCCUCAGUAACAUAUUCUAGAUUCUCCCUCAGAAGAAUCUUCCUUCCUUCGUCAGUUUUGAUUAGCAUCAGGAUUUUGGGAAAUGCAUGUUGUUUAAUGGUACUGCAUGGAACAUUACCAAUAACAACUCUUAAAGUGUUUGAGACAACAGUGAAUUAUUGUACGUGUAUUUAACAAAUUUAAACAAUAAGUAAAAGUUGUUUUGAAUAUUAGAUUCAUACAUCAGCAGUGAAAUCUGGUUAUAGUUCUUCAAGAUAUUGAAUUUCAUUUUUAACAGAUUUAUUGAGUAAUCAUUUGUAAAGAAUUCUGUGAUAAGAGUUGUAAAUUGAACAUAUUGUCAUUACAGAACAGGACAGGACAUAAGGCUAAAAUGAAUCCAGAACAUUCUUUAGAAUUUCCUUUGAAAAGUGAAACUGAAGGUGCAUUAUCACUACCUUCCAUAAAUCAAGAAAACAGCAACUUGGCUGCCUUUAGUGGAACCAGUGAUGAAGACUUUUUGUCUCUGGAUCCAUUGACGGACAUCAAAAUAGAGCCAGAGGAAUUCUAUGAGUCUAAUGAAGAUGAUGAAUAUUCAUAUGAAAUGAAUUCAACAGUGAACGAAAAAAAUCCACAAACUUGCAAAAAGGAAGUAAAACAAGAAAGAAGAAAUAUUCACAACGGAGAGAAGCCUUUCAGAUCAACUGACUGUGAGAAAGCAUUUUACAAGAGAAUUAAUCUUACAAAUGAUAUCACAAAUCCUACCAGAGAGAAAUUCAUAUGCAAUGACUGUGGGAAAGCAUUUUCCUUGAAAGGUAAUCUUAUAGUUCAUAUGAGAAUCCAUACAGGAGAGAAGUCAUUCAUGUGCAAAGAAUGCGGGAAAGCAUUUUCUCAGAAACCACAUCUUACAAGUCAUAUGAGUAUCCAUACUGGAGAGAAUCCAUUCAUGUGCAACAUAUGUGGGAAAGCAUUUUCCCAGAAAUCAGAUCUUACACGUCAUAUGAGAUUGCAUACUGGAGAGAAGCCAUAUAUGUGCAAGGAAUGUGGGAAAGCAUUUUCCCAGAAAUCAAAUCUUACAAGUCAUAUGAGAUUGCAUACCGGAGAGAAGCCAUUCAUGUGCAAUGAAUGUGGAAAAUCAUAUUACCAUAAAUCAAAUCUCACAUGUCAUAUGAGGUUGCAUACCGGAGAGAAGCCAUUCAUGUGCAACAUAUGUGGGAAAGCAUUUUCCCAGAAAUCAGAUCUUACACGUCAUAUGAGAUUGCAUACUGGAGAGAAUCCAUAUAUGUGCAAGGAAUGUGGGAAAGCAUUUUCCCAGAAAUCAAAUCUCACAUGUCAUAUGAGGUUGCAUACCGGAGAGAAGCUAUUCAUGUGCAACAUAUGUGGGAAAGCAUUUCCAAGGAAAGAUCAACUUACACAUCAUAUGAGAAUCCACACUGGAGAGAAGCCAUUCAUGUGCAAAGAAUGUGGGAAAGCAUUCUCCCGGAAAUCAAAUCUUACACGUCAUAUGAGGUUGCAUACUGGAGAGGAAAAAGAAACAACAUGAUAAAAUAAACCAGUUAAGGCAGAAAUCUCUCAAAUGACCAACUGUAUGAGAGAUCAAAAUCACUCACAAAAUCUCAAGAAAAUAAGGAAAAUAAAGAAAAAAUACAGAAUAGGGGAUGAACAAAUGAGUGGAAACUGGCAGAACACCAAGCCAAUAUAAAGGCCCUAACUGCACAAAUAGGAAACAAACAACAGAAGAUGAAAGUAAAACUGAUAAAUAUGCAGUUUGGUGACAAUCCAAAGAUUGUGCAUAGAAAAAUGACGAAAGAAACAGUGUAGGUACGAACACAGCCGAGCAAGGAAGACCUAGAGAGAUUUUGGAAGCCUCUGUUUGAAGACCCUAGACAACACCAAGAGAAUUCAUGGAUUGACACCAUUAGGCAGAAGAACAGCCAGAAACAGCAGAUACCACCAAUUGGGUUCACCAUCAAAAAAGUAACAAAGACAAUAAAAGAAUAUAAUAGUUUCAAGAUAACAGUAAUAGACAAGAUCCCAAAGUUCUGUCUAAAAAAGAUCACAGCUCUACACCACACUUAUGCACAAGCCUUCUCAAGAAUAGUAAGAGGAGAAGGAGAAUCACCAGAGUGGCUCACAACAAGAAAUACCAACCUUCUCCCUAAAAGCUCCGAGGCUGAGCUCCCAAGCAAAUAUAGGGCCAUCUGCUUCCUACCAACAACCUACAAAUGGCUCACAUGAGUCAUCACAGACGAGAUCUGUGAACACCUAGAUCAAGGCAAAUAUAUGAAAAAAGAACGAAAGAGAUGCACAAGAAACAAACUAGGCACUAAAGAUCAACUGCUAAUAAACAAAACAAUAUUAGAAGAUUGUAAGAAAAGACAAAGGAAUCUUAAUAUGGGUUGGAUAGAUUACCAGAAGGCACACCUGGAUACUCAAAUAUUUGGAACUCUAUAACAUCAAUGAGGAAAUAAGAUCUUUCCUGGCAGUACAGAUAAGUGGAAGACCACUCUCUGUCUAAAAUAGCAUUGAGGGCCAGAUAGUAAUUCCAGACAUAAAGAUUCAAAGAGGAAUAUUCCAGGGUGACAGCCUCUCACCACUUCUCUUCUGCUUGAAGACAAGAAUUUACACUAGACAGAAACUGUUUGCUUAAUCUCUGUCCAAGUAGUUUUUAUUACAUGAUUUUAUUUAACUUGACUUCUGCGUCUGUUUUGAAUGAAGGUGUCUCAAAAGGUGUGUGAAAACUCAUGCUAGAAAGAAGUUAUACCUGUAUCUGCACUUAGUUUCCAAGAAGUUUUUUUUUUUUUUUUUUUAAGGUUCAUCUUAGAAUGUGUUAACUCAGAUGUUGAAACAGUUUUUCUCUUGUAGAUUCAUAACAUAUGUGAGCACACAUGGAGGAUAAAUAUUAUUCUUUUACACUGCAUGUUGUACUUUUGUCUUGUAUUCUGCAAAUCACAGUCAUUGGUUCUGAAUGCCAGACUGUUUUUCAGGUGUCAAAAUGCACAAGCAAAGUCACUCAUCAGAGAGGAUGUUCAGUUGCACUGACAGAUUUGUUAAUGUUUUGCACCCCAAAGUAAGUUGCACUUGAUGUGGAGAUAAUUAUUGUGAACUUGUCUGCAAAAUCUAUAGAAAAAAAAGGCAACAGCAACCUAAGGGGCGAUAAAAAGAAAAACCAUAUUUAUAUUUUUAUGAUCCAGUUCAUAACCAUCAUCAUUGUUAUUACUCAAAGAAGAGAAGGAGAAUCUGGAGGGUCUCAGUGAAAAUCAGGAUGAAGGCUCUUCAUUUGCCGAUUCUUUAUUAGAAGUCAAGGCAGAGCCAAAGUAUUUUGGCCAGAGUGAAUUUGAUGCAAAAUGGUUGUGUAACCUUUAUGCAAAGGUUAAAUAAAUGACUUUUAGUUUUUUUCUUACAAUUUUUCUCAUUGAUUACUGCACAGUGUUAAGAAAUUUUCCUUUGCCUUCUCUUCUCUUGUUCCGGUGCAUUUUUUGUAUGAUUUCCAAAUAAAGAAUUAGUAUUGUCUUUAGCUGACAUGGUUUUCUUGCUCUUGUUAUUCAGUAUUAUGCAUAUAUGCACUUGUAUAUGUAGUUGUAAGCUUGAAUAUUUCCAUGAAAUGUUAUUCUUAGUGGAAAUAGAAAGGAUUGAUAU
Macrobrachium nipponense is the source of this 3832-nucleotide messenger RNA. RefSeq names its product gastrula zinc finger protein XlCGF8.2DB-like. The transcript has 3 exons. Bases 588 to 1736 code for a protein of 382 amino acids. The record is from RefSeq and is a predicted model, not a curated record. Gene Ontology annotation, biological process: regulation of gene expression. NCBI's taxonomy places the organism in Eukaryota, Metazoa, Arthropoda, Malacostraca, Decapoda, Palaemonidae. Gene Ontology annotation, cellular component: nucleus.